AUGGGGAUAAAAUUGAUAGUUUCAGAAGUUGAGGCAGGAGUUGAGGCAGUUAUUAGUCAUUUAGUGGUGAGGGAAUUCUGUAUUCCUUGUGCCCAUGCUCCUGCUUUAUCACCUCCUUCCCUUUGUCCAUCUCUUUGCCCAAAAUCAGCUGCUGAGGAGUUGGGAUACACAUUCUUACCAUGUGUACUUGCUGGGCUUAGUAAUGCUCCACAGUACUUAGAAAUGAACUCUGCGUCCUUAGAGAAGGGUUGCAUUUUGGCAAGUGAUGUUGAUAGUGUCAUCCUUCCAAUAGAUGCUUGUGGAGGAGAUGGUGCUCUAGCUUUUGCUAGAAAUCAAAGAACAAAGCCACUUAUAAUUGUGGUGGAGGAGAAUGAAACAGUUCUUUAUGAUACACCGGAUAAUCUUGGGAUUGAAGCGGUAAAAGUCUCAAACUAUUGGGAAGCAAUUGGCGUUGUAGCAGGUCACAAGGCUGGAGUAAAUCCCCAUUCUCUUAAGCCUGCUAAUGGUUUUGCAGUUUCAACUGCCCAUUGA
Molecule: messenger RNA, 531 nt
Organism: Humulus lupulus (European hop)
Lineage: Eukaryota; Viridiplantae; Streptophyta; Magnoliopsida; Rosales; Cannabaceae
Exons: 1
Coding region: 1-531 (176 amino acids)
Source: RefSeq, a predicted model, not a curated record